Molecule: messenger RNA, 5859 nt
Organism: Drosophila biarmipes
Lineage: Eukaryota; Metazoa; Arthropoda; Insecta; Diptera; Drosophilidae
Gene: Ae2
Product: anion exchange protein 3
Exons: 14
Coding region: 863-4687 (1274 amino acids)
Biological process (GO): monoatomic anion transport; bicarbonate transport; transmembrane transport
Cellular component (GO): plasma membrane
Molecular function (GO): solute:inorganic anion antiporter activity; monoatomic anion transmembrane transporter activity
Source: RefSeq, a predicted model, not a curated record
CGUGCUGCGCCAGGAACUGUAAAUCAUUACGCUCGGAAACGUGCUGCUGCUCGCACAGAGAAACCGAAACCGGAGCCGCAAGCCGCGCAUAAAUCGGCAUACUCAGCUUGACAAGUUCAAGUUGGCCGCAGGAACACAGAAAGUCGUAAACUAAAAAAAAGUAAAAAGUAUCGAACACAAAGGUCUUAACGCCGCGCGCGCACGCCACAACAACAGCAACAGCAACAAAGAAGCGGCCGCGCGCUGUUAUUGUUGCUCUUUCCUGCCAAUUUUCGUGUGUGCCUGUGCCCUGCCCUUUAUCGUCUGUUGUUUUUAUCGACGCCUUCGUUCUCGCGUUCUCUCUCCCCUUCCAGCCAGUGCGUGUGUGUGUGUGUGUGUGUGUGCGUGUCUUUCGCCGCCCCCCUCAUAUCGCCCUCUCGCUCUCGCCGCACUCGAUUUGUUUGUUGUCACCGCGCGCAAAAAAUUACAAACAAGAAACAUAAAGUUUAAUUAUAAAACGAAAAAAAACAGGAAGCUGACCCCGCAGAUGAGAGUCGCAGAAAACCCUUUAUGCUAAUCAAUGAGCUGUGUCUGAGGCACAGUGGAAAAUUUCCGAAUUUCGCAAAGCGGCGACGUCAUCAGUGGUCGCUCUUGUUGUUGUUGGCGCCCGUGGCCGAGUAAAAGGGCGUUGAAUUCGCUGCCCCGAAUGUUGAGAUUCUUGGAGCAUCCACAGUGGCCGCAGCAAAUCACCAAGCUCACCAGCACUCCGAUGCCAUUGCACUGCCUGAUCAUCAAAUAGGCAGUUCUCAUAACCCAUAACAUCCUCGGAUUGGACCCGAAAUAAACCAAAAAUCUAGAAAGGAAGCCUGAGGAGACACUCAAGAUGAGCUUCAGUUCGGCCAGCGGCAGGGAGAAUAAUGUCCGCAAAUUGUCCUUCCUGGGCUUCAACACCAAAAAGAAGUCCGGCAAUGAGGAUCCCGACGAGGUGCUGCUGGACUCGGAAAUGGACAAGGUCUUUGCCGGCACCAGUACGCGCAAAGACAAGUUCGAUGUGAACACCUUCCAGGACAACUCCCAGCUGCCCAUUGGAUCGCGCAAGAAGAACAGCAUCCGCACAAACGAUCUGAACAUCGAGGAGGACUCGGAGUACGAGAGCCAAACGGAGCCCUUGAACAAUGCACAAAACUACGAUGACAUCCCCGAGGACUUCCCCUUAGUGUCGGAGCGAGCCGGACACGGUGACCACUCGGACAACUCGGUGGACGAGAAGCACGUCCAGUUCGGCGGCAAGAAGAAGACCGUCGUCACCCCGCCCAAUUUGAUCUAUGAUGAACAGCCCACGGAUCAAUCGCACGAACGCAAACGCAGAAGAAGCCGCCACCAGUAUUAUAGACAACGUAAAUUCUCACAUCAGGACAGCGUGGAACCCAAAAACAAGCUCGAGGAAAACGGUGAUGCAGGUGCGCGUCGCAUCUCUGUGCAGCCUGAGGACACGGCAUUGGAGGAGGCUGAUCUCAACGAGCUGAGAUCACAUCGUUCGGACGACCCGCGAGCCCUGCGCCGCCACAAGAUCCAUCACUCAUCCAUCAAGUUGCGCGAGCUGCCGCAGAUUACAAUCUCUCCCUUCACCAACAAGAAGCCCGAGGUGGACCACAGUCCUCAUGAGAUCUUUGUGCAAUUGGACGAGCUCACGGGAGUGGGCGAAGACCGCGAAUGGAAGGAAACGGCCCGCUGGAUCAAGUAUGAGGAGGAUGUGGAGGAGGGCUCCGAUCGCUGGGGCAAGCCCCAUGUUGCCUCCCUCUCCUUCCACUCGCUGCUCAAUUUGCGUCGCUGCCUGGAAACGGGCGUUGUCCUGCUCGAUCUGAAUGAGAAGGACCUGCCCGCCGUGGCCUACCGCGUGGUAGAGCAGAUGGUGAUCGAGGACCUGAUCGACAUCAAUGACAAACCCUCGGUGAUGCGCUCGCUGCUCCUGCGCCAUCGCCAUGUCAACGAGCACCAAGGUGUGCUGCCCUUCACCAAGCGGAAGUACAACAGCUACACCAGCCUGCAGUUUCUUUGGAUGGGUGCGGAUUCAUCCCACCAGCAGUUCCAGCAGCAGCAGGCGCAGCAGCCACCUCGCAACCUGGCCAAGGCCAGGAGGAGCAUCUGCGUCACCUCCAGUGCCCCGCCCACGGCGGCGAUGCUCAAUGUGGCCACUGCCAGCGCAGCGGCGGCGGCGAUAGAUCACCGGCGCCACUCCACGAUGUCCUACCUGGGUAACUUGUCUGGCGGCACGGAUGACAAGAAGAUCAAGAUCAUGCCGGCCAACGAGAUUGGAGGCAGCAAGCGCAGCAACGAGCUGAAGAUAGACAUGAAGGACGACAUGUACUCCUCGUCGCAGGAGGAUCUCAAGAAGCUGCAGAAUGACACGAUCCUCAAGAGGAUUCCGGCGGGCGCCGAGGCCACCACUGUGCUGGUUGGUGCCGUGGAGUUCCUGGAGCAGCCCACCAUUGCCUUUGUCCGUCUGUCGGAAGGUGUCCUGAUGCCCACCUUGACAGAGGUUCCUGUCCCCGUGAGAUUCAUGUUUGUGCUCCUGGGACCGCGUAACUUCGACUUGGACUACCAUGAAGUGGGUCGUUCCAUCUCCACGCUGAUGGCCAACGAGCACUUCCACUCCAUUGCCUACAAGGCUGACGAUCGCAAGGAUCUGCUGUCGGCCAUCAAUGAGUUCCUGGACGAUUCUAUUGUCCUGCCACCCGGUAACUGGGAUCGCCAUGACCUUUUGCCCUUCGAGGAGUUGAAGGCCAAAAAGGAUUGGAUCCGGACGCGGAAGAUCAAGGCGCUGCAGGUGAAGCGAGACAGUGAGAUGAUCAAGAUCGGCAAGGAUGAGGAGAAGGCUUUGCUGGAGAAGCAGACGCUGGGAGCUAUAGGAUUCACCAUUGGUGGAGGCGAUGGAGGAGGCGAUGGCGGUUCCGACGAUGAGGAUGGGCGGAAGAAGAAGAAGCCCAGUCCGCUGGAGAAGACCGGUCGCCUGUGGGGUGGCCUAAGGAACGAUCUAAAGCGCCGCAUGCCUAUGUACAAGAGCGAUAUCCUGGAUGGCCUGAACACGGAAACCCUGGCCGCCACCAUCUUUAUGUACUUCGCCUGCCUGUCGACGGCCAUCACCUUUGGAGGUCUCGUUUCCGCCAAGACAGACAGCUGGAUUGGCAUUUCGGAGACGCUGAUCUCGUGCUCCCUGGUGGGCAUUGUCUUCCACUGUCUGUCCUGCCAACCACUCGUGAUCAUCGGCACUACGGGACCACUCCUCCUCUUCGACGAAGCUCUCAUGGUGUUUUGUACACAGCAUGAAUUUGAUUUCCUGUCUUUGAGAGUUUACGUCGGUGUGUGGCUGAUCGUAAUAGCCCUGACGGUGUCCGCCUUCGAGGGCAGUGUGUAUGUGCGCCUGCUCACGAGAUUCACCCAGGAGAUCUUCUCAGCGCUGAUCACGCUCAUCUAUAUUGUGGAGACGUUUAUGAAACUCAUUUCGAUCUACAAGCAAAAUCCCCUGCUGCCCGACUACAAUCUCCCGCCACCGACGCUGGUGUCCCAUGAGCAUGCCACCAAUGGAAGUCUUUUGAAUGAGACCGCGACUGUAGCUGCGAAUAUCACCCAGGGGCUCCUGAACAUCUCGACAACGGCCAUGCCGACGGGUCUGCCACCAUUGCCCAAGAAUCAACCCAACACUGCUCUGUUCUGCACCAUCCUCACACUGGCCACCUUUGUGGUUGCCUACUACCUGAAGCUCUUCCGCAACUCUCACUUUUUGGGUCGCAAUGCUCGUCGUGCCCUAGGAGAUUUUGGUGUACCCAUCUCCAUUGCCAUCUUUGUGCUGGUCGACUACCUGGUGCCGGCUGUGUACACAGAGAAGCUUGUGGUUCCCGAGGGCCUGUCGCCCAGCGAUCCCUCCAAGCGCGGAUGGUACAUUGGCUUCGAUACCUCCUCCACCUGGAUUCCAUUCGCCUGUGUGGUGCCCGCCCUGCUCGUUUACAUCCUCAUCUUCAUGGAGUCGCAGAUCUCUGAGCUGAUUGUGGACAAGCCAGAUCGUGGUCUGAAGAAGGGUUCCGGCCUGCACUGGGACAUUGUGCUGCUGUGUCUGUUAAACUGCGCCUGUGGUCUGUUUGGCAUGCCCUGGCAUUGCGCCGCCACUGUGAGAUCGGUGACCCAUGUGUCCUCCGUCACCAUUAUGUCAAGAACCCAUGCCCCUGGCGAGUCGCCAAGGAUCGUGGAUGUGAAGGAGCAGCGCCUGUCCGGAUUUUUUGUGUGCCUGAUGAUUGGUCUUUCGGUGCUGAUGGCUCCGCUCCUGCGACUGAUCCCUAUGGCCGUGCUCUUCGGAGUCUUUUUGUACAUGGGAGUAGCCUCCAUGAGUGGAGUGCAGUUGUUCGAGCGAAUAAGACUGUAUUUCAUGCCUGUGAAGCACUAUCCUCCCACGCCCUAUGUGAAGCGUGUGCGACCCUGGAAGCUGCAUCUGUUCACCACCAUCCAGGUGCUGUGCCUCGUCCUCCUGUGGACCGUGAAGUCGUCGCAGUUCUCGCUGGCCUUCCCCUUCUUCCUGAUCAUGAUGGUGCCCAUACGACAGAACUUGACGGCGCUCUAUAAGCCCGAGGAAAUGGAAGCGCUGGAUGGCAGCGAGAUCAAGAAGAACGACGACGACGAGCCCGAUUUCUAUGAACAAACGAACUUACCAGCCUAGGAUUGGUCUGUUUGGUACUUAAUUAGUGUUAGAUUGAAAGUAUUAAAGCCAAGCCACGUUUUACGCUGGCCCCAAAACAAUAUCACAAUAGCGAAAAGCAAAAAGGCAAAGAAAAACAAAACUAAAACAAUACAAAUACAAAUACUUUAUAUUUGUUGCGAAAUUCUGGUGUGAAAGCGUUAACGAACUACCUGCAAUUAGUAUUUAGAGACUAGCCACACAAGAACACACACCUGAACCCCCCGAUAGGCAUAUUUGUAUAGUAUAUACACAUAAUAUGCGGGGUCUGCACUUUGUGAUUGAAAGCGGUUGAAGCUGCAGAAGAAGGCGGAAUCGUGUACCUAAAUUGCAACUGAAAUCAAGAGACAAAUUAGAUUAUUAGCCAGGAUUAUGGGGUGGCAGAGCGGAGAGAACAAAAGCAUAUUUUUGAGGCCAACAGAAAGAGUUGAUGGUUUAUCAAAUUUGAUAUCGUCGUUACCUCUGACUUGUCAGGACAAAUAUCCUUCCAACGGAAAGGACAGUCACAAAUUUGCAUCACACACACACUAAGCACACAAGGAAAACCAACGAGAGGAACAAUUUAUUUAUUCAGUUGGAAAUUCGCAUGUAUUACUAGCAAUAAUUGCAUUUGCAUAUACACAAAAACUAUUAUAAACUUGGCUUAGACCUAUCAAAUCGAAGCAAUCCCCGCGUGGAAAAUUAAGAGAAGCCCAUAACUAACUAUUUACCUUCAACUGGCGUAGUGAUAAUUAGUGUCAAACACACACAAAAAACUAAAACAAAACAACAAAAAACCCCACAUUCUUAGAUCGAACGAACGAAAAAUUGUUUAUAACAAAUUCGUUGUAAGCACUUCGGGCGGAGGUGCCUUUUAAAGGGAAUUCUCCGUGCCUGAAGUGGCCGCUGUAAGUUUGCCUUCUUUGUACUUUGUAGUCAGAUUAUUGAAACACACAAAUAAGUCCACACAAAAACACACAUUGUACUUAUACAUGACUAUGUUAUAUAUACACCCGCAUACACUAUUUAGUGCGUUUCAAGGAUUAUUCGUUCGGAGCUGAGAGCCUAACCCAAACUAUUUUUAUGUAACUUGUAUGUAUGAACUUGUACUUACUUCUAAGUAGUUGUUGUCUAGUAUUGUUUAUUCCAAUUCAAAUAAAACUUAAAAAUCGAAA